CAGUGUUGAGAGGGUCCCCGGCACCAUACCAGCCCAAUAAUAGGGGUGCUUCCCUCGCCACUGUCUCUGACAGAAACGCUCUGGUUUUUGUGAUGUUCAGCUGCUACUCCUACUCUCAUCUCUGUGGAUUCACACCUGUUCAAAGCGUUGUUUUCUCUGUCAUCUUGACAUCACAGAGACACUCCACACAGCCACCACAUGCCUUUUUUCAGAGGGCUGGGAUGGACAGUUUGAUCCUGGGGGCUGGUAACACUGAAGUCCUGGUGAGAUGUCCUUGAGCGGCAACACGAGCCAGUUUUCUCCAUCAACGACAGCUCUGCCCCUGCCCUUCAACAGCUCCACGGCUCCACGUUCCCUACCGUGGGAGAAGGGAAGAACCAGUCAAGAGUCUGUGCAGGAGUGGUUGGAGAAUAAGACCCAGCUCCUCUCAGACCUCGCUGUCCUCGGGCAUGAGUCGUGCCCUAUGUCAGCCGUCCUCACAGCGUGUCUAGUAGUUUGGUACAGCAUUACCAUGGUGCUGGGGCUGGUGGGGAACACCAGCCUCAUCUGCAUCAUCGCCCGUCGUAGAGAAAAAGUCAAUGUCACCAGCAUUUUCAUCUGCAAUCUGUCAUUUUCUGACAUUCUGGUGUGUUUCUUCUGCCUCCCCUUCACUGUCAUAUACACGCUAAUGGACCACUGGGUGUUUGGGUCAUUGUUAUGCCGGCUAGUGCCGUUCAUCCAAUGUGUGUGUGUGACCGUGUCUGCACUGUCGCUGGUGUUCAUCGCUUUAGAAAGACAUCAGCUCAUCAUUAACCCCUCUGGGUGGAAACCAAGCAUUCCUCAGGCUUACAUUGUGCUUGUUCUCAUUUGGAUUCUGGCCUGCUUCACCUCCUCACCUUUCUUGGCCUUUCAGCUCCUCACAAAUGAGCCCUAUACCAAUACCAUCCUUCCCCAGUCUCCUCUCCAUCACCAAGCCUCUUCUCAGGCUUAUCUCAAUGCAUCUCCAUCUCAACCAGUUUCCUACAUGUAUAAAAACUCAUCUGGGCUUCCAAAUUCAUACCGCACCCUCUUUUCUUAUUUCCCCACCUCCCCGCAUAUGGAGGCCUGUCUGGAGCGCUGGCCAUCCCAGCAACACAGGCUCGCUUACACCACAUGGCUCCUGCUGUUCCAGUACUGCGGUCCACUAUUGUUGGUCCUGCUCUGUUAUGUUAGAGUUUUUCUGCGCCUUCGUCACCGCAAAGACAUGCUGGACCGCUCCAGGACACCAGAGAGCCAGCGAAUGACCCACAGCCGCCGAAUCAACAUCAUGCUGGUCGCCCUCAUAACAGCCUUUGCUCUUUGCUGGCUGCCGCUCACCAUCUUCAACGUGGUGUCAGACUGGAACCAGGAGGCUCUGCCUGUCUGCCACCACAACCUGCUGUUCUCACUCUGCCACCUGCUGGCCAUGUCCUCCACCUGCAUCAACCCCAUCAUCUACGGUUUCCUCAACUCCAACUUUCGGCAGGAAGUGAGAGAAGUGCUCCUGCACUGCCGCUGCAGCCCACUAGAAGAAGAGUGUGAGCAUUUCCCCAUGUCCACUGUGCACAUGGAAGUGUCCCGCACCUCUGUGCCUCUCAACUGCAGGAGCAACUCUGUCUGACUUUGUUGUCACAAUGUAAAGCAUACCCCCGUAGUAUGAAGUAGUCACAUAAACUGUACAGUUGUAGUACUAACUUCUGCUUUUGUUUUUUCUACCUUUAAUUGACAGUGGUUUAAAGUGCAACAUUUUGUCAGUGGUUUGAAGUGAAGUGUGCAGUACAAUAUUGGUUUGUCUUAUUCUGAAGUAGCUCCAAAUUACACAGUGUGUUGAUGUAAAAAAAAAAGUUUCAAAAGAUUGUUUUAAACUAAACUAUUGCUGUGUCCCAGAAGCAUCACAUUAAUAGUAUACAGUACGUACCAUUCAUUACAAUAUACUGCGUAUUUGCAGUAAGUAUACAAGAAAUCAGCAUAUUUUACCAUUUUAUACCAACAGGAAAUUAUCCAAUGUGUGCCCUGUUAGACAUGAACUAGACUGCCAAUUAAAUUUGUUAUAAAUUAAACAGCCUGAAUAUUUUACACAAAGUAUACUGUAUGUUGGCACCAUACUCAUGAUGCAAGCACAAUACCUGGACCUUCCAGUUCAGUCAUCACUAAUAUUAUCAUUUACACCUGUGCUUUUCCUACUGUAACUGUCAGAAUGUCUUCACUGAAAAAGGCCUGUUGUUUGAUAAAUAAACAUAUGUGACUAUACUGUGGCUCUGCCAGACUUCAGACCUCAACCCAUCUGAGCACAUUAUCUAUAUAUAGGCUCCACCAUGAUUAUCAAAACACCAAAUGAGGGAAUAUCUUUUGGAAUUAAGGUGUUAAUUUCCUCCAGUAGAGCUUCAGAGACUUGUAGAAAGGAGCACUGAUGCUGUUCUCAAGGCUUGUGGUGGACCAACAAACUGCUAAGAGACUUUCCUGUAGGUUGGUUUUUCAUUUAAUCUGUCAUCUGUAUGUUGUACUGAAAAGUGACACAGAUGCAUUUUGUGAUAAACUUGACACAUGUCAAAUAAUUUAUUUUCUGAAUGUAGUGCUGCUGUUGUAUUUCUUACAUUUUUGCAUUACUUCUUUUGUAUUUAUGGCAUUUGUGCUGUGAAAUUGCAAUGUGUGAAGAAAAACAGAAAGUUGUAUUUUCUUUUGUGAUCAAUGUGACUUAGAUAACAGUUUAUAACAUUGUUAACUUAUAAAUUAAAUAUAGUAAUAACAUCAAA
Molecule: messenger RNA, 2750 nt
Organism: Micropterus salmoides (largemouth bass)
Lineage: Eukaryota; Metazoa; Chordata; Actinopteri; Centrarchiformes; Centrarchidae
Product: neuropeptide Y receptor type 4-2-like
Exons: 2
Coding region: 269-1618 (449 amino acids)
Biological process (GO): G protein-coupled receptor signaling pathway
Cellular component (GO): plasma membrane; neuron projection
Molecular function (GO): neuropeptide binding; neuropeptide Y receptor activity
Source: RefSeq, a predicted model, not a curated record